This is a messenger RNA of Centruroides sculpturatus (bark scorpion), 3970 nucleotides long. RefSeq lists its product as uncharacterized. Lineage: Eukaryota; Metazoa; Arthropoda; Arachnida; Scorpiones; Buthidae. The coding region runs from base 1886 to 3787 and encodes 633 amino acids. The record is from RefSeq and is a predicted model, not a curated record. The transcript is spliced from 6 exons.
UAUACAUCCUACAAACACAUUGACAGCCUUAAUCUGGAACGCGCUCAAAUAAUGUAAAUGUUCCGAAUUAUUUCUUACAUUUACAACACGCAAAAUUUAAGUGUUCUACUUUCAUUUAUUGGAAUUGCUCUACACUAGUAAAAAACAUUCCAUCAUUUUUAUGGCACGAUACGCGAAACUCGUUGGAAACGGAAACCUGCCUAAAGGGGAAAGUACUGGCAUCGGUCCGGUUUUCGCGGGUUGCGCUUAUUAUCGAAACGAAGAAAGAGAAAAACUAAUUUGCCAGCUGCUAUGUCGGGCGUAUCGGUGACAGACGAGCAGUUAUCGUUAAUAAAGCCAUCUUCGAUUACUUGUUAUUACACGCGGGACGUGUAGGGGCGUGUCUAGGGCCUGGGAGAUCGGCAAGUUGGGAAUUUUUCCCGGUCCGGGGAAUGUUUAGGGAUCCCUAGUGAUUCCCGUUCCUACGAAAUUAACGUUAUUUACUAACAGAGAAGAAAAUCUUUAAGAGUACGUAUUUCGUUUGUUCAAAAACGGAAGAUUAAAGGGGCCCGCUAAGAGGCAAAGCCACUCACUCUGCCCCUUAGGCCCCGUACGACUCUCGACCACCCCGUGUGGCGGCACGGCCACGAAACCGAAGCAAUCGUUUUAUUACAAUAAUAAGCGUAAUAAUUCAUUAUCGAGUAACCGCAGUAACUCUAAGGUAAUUGGGUAACAUCCUCCGAAAACCGGGGCCACGUGCCUGGGUUUCCCCCGAAUCUGCCCGGAAGUAUGCCAUUCCCGAAAUCCAGAAGCGACGUGGGUGAAAUUAAGUAUUCCGAAAUAAAUACACACGACGCAGACGUAUAUUAAAUUUUACUUUUAGAACUUAUAAAAAUCUACAACGAAUAUAAAACGUAUAAGCAUUUCUAAUAAUAUAAAACUGGAUAUUUGAGCUUAAAUGGACGAGCGUAUUGAUUUAUGUUAUAUUAGACAAUACGAGCUGAACAAUAAAUAUAACAUUUGAUCCCGGAAACAAACACGACACGAGUAAACUGCUGUUUAAAUGUCAUAUCCAGGAUUUAAGAAUUCGAGGAGCCUCCGCAGUUUGGAACGCGUUACUCAAUUACCCUUAGACUUACCUUAUUAUAUUUAUUAUUAUUUUAGGGUAACGCGACUGAUGGCGUUGGUGCGACCAGGGCGAUGCGUCGCCGUAAGCGCACCCCGCGGAUACGUCCCCGUAGUGUGUGGAAAGUUUUAAACGUAGAAUAAUAACAUUUGACAAUUUAAAAUUUGUUAAAAUCGUUGACGGGAGUAACGGCCGCUAAGUUGGCCGUUCUACGUUAGAUGGCGUCGUAUUCGAUCGUUGUGGGACCGCGCGUAAGUGUCGUUGUGGGAAUAGGCGGCGAUGCCACCAACUGUCACAGUUACUUUCUACCAAAGCCGACUCGACAACUCCGACGGCGCAUUAAUAAACCCAAGUGAUAUAUAACCAAUUACGACCAACAAUGCGCAUGCCUACAACAUUUGGAUAGCGAUACUAAUGACGUCAGCGUUGUCAAUGGGUGUCUUCCUGUAAAGUGCUGUAACUUUUGUCAUCGUCCGAGUGUAAUUUUAACUCGAAGUAUUAGAUUCUUCGUCCAAUUACAGGUGGUAAAUAAUAACGACGUUACGAAUAAAGAAAUUAGAAAUGCCCGCCGCCAGAAGAUUAACGUAGAGUGCGGGCAGCGAGACGGGCGUACUUUUCCAUCGCCGAUGAAUCUCUUACCCACGUGGUACAACGUUUCUCGGGGGUCCAAAUACGCGCGUCUAGAAUUAGAUAGCCUAAAAUUAAAAUGGUCCGAGUAAUUUUGAAAAGAAGGCCAUUUUGCUAGAAAAAGAAGACGACUUAAGUCCACAACCGCACAAAAUGCUGGCGUUUCCGAAAAUGAUCAAGCAAUCUCCUUUUCGAUUCGUUUCGAUAUUAACUGUAUUAAUUGUUUUUACUGUACUACUGUGGCCCGCCUACAUACAUAUAGUGGAAUGGCAAUUUUUUCACACUCACUACGUCACUCUUCAAAGUAUGGCCUCCUCCGCUUCGUGCCAGAUUCCCACGCCAAAUGCAUUCGACGAUUCGGUGAUGCGAUACGUCGUCAAAAAAGAUCCCCUGAAAUGUAAAUUCGUCCAACCGGAAUUGACCUACGUAGACUACGAAGGGGUUCUUCGUCUGAAUCGAUCCGCCAUGGCCGCUCAUCGCAUAGACGAGAGUCUGCUGUACUGUAAUUAUUCAACUUUAAGAAGAAAGCCUAACGACGACGAUCGUGUUAUAUAUGAUCCGGAAAAGAUUUUGAAUGUUUCCGCGAAAAUUAGUGACGAAAGGGAAUACGUCAACGUCAGUUGCAGUUAUAAGGAGAAGGCUAUAUAUCAGAACUACCAUUCUUACAUUCGCAAAAAGCCAGCGGUUAAACUAGUCGAUAUAAAGAAAUAUAAACCGCAGGUGUUUAUAUUUGUAAUUGAAUCCAUGUCCAGGUUGAAUAUGAUUCGCCAUAUGCCAAAGACCUACUCUUACCUCACCGAUGUCAUGAAAGUCGAGACAUUGAAAGGCCUGACUAAAGUGGCGGAUAACAGUUUCCCCAACAUGAUCGCUCUGCUAACUGGAAGGAAAGUUCGAAUGGUACCGCAAGAACUGCCCGGUAACGAGAGCGCCGGACCGUACGACCAUUGGCCAUUUAUAUGGAAGAACUUCAAAAAAGAAGGGUACGUAACGGCAUUAACCGAAGACGAGCCAGAAUAUACCAUUUUAAAUUAUUUAUCUAAAGGCUGUCUUCGCAAACCCACCGAUUAUUACCCGCGACCAUUAUGGUUGGCUUUAUCCGAAUCUUCUCUUCUGAAGAAAAGUUCCACCUAUUGUCUGGGAAAUAUUCCCACGUACACGAUUUUAUUCAAUUGGAUGAAAGAAUUUAUAGAAAAAUAUAGCCGAGAACUGUAUUUUCUCUUCUCCUUUUACAUCGCCGUUACCCAUACGAAUUUCAAUAACGCUCAAUAUUUGGACGGGGACGUCUACAAUUUGCUCAGAGAAUUGAACGAAAACGGACAUUUUCGGAACACGGUGGUAAUCGUUAUGGGCGACCACGGCAAUAGAUACGGAAAAGUUUUAACAACUUCGAUUGGUCGCAUCGAAGAACGUAUGCCCUUAUUUUCUAUAAGUAUUCCGUCAGCUUUGGAAGAACGAUUCCCCCAUUUAAGAAAAUACUUGAAAUUAAAUUCCGAUCGUCUAACGACGUGGCUGGACGUGCACUCUAUGUUAAUGGACGUUGUUAAAUCUACCUACGAAGAAAGCCCCCCGACACACGUCUGGAACACCAGAGGAUACAGCGCGUGGAGGAUGGAGAUCCCUAUAAACAGGACUUGCGAAACGGCCGGAAUUGCCGAAAAUCAUUGCGUGUGCCAAAGCGAAGCUGUAAUAUCAGCCGACGAUCCGAGAUGUUUAGAAGCAUCCAUUAUUCUAGUCGAACAUUUGAAUCAAUUAUUGGACGAUUUUAAGUUAUUCUGCGAAAAGCUUCGGUUAAUAAAAACUUUACAAGCGUCUGUAAUUUUACCGUGGAAACACCUGGUUCAAAAAGAAGGAUACGAAUUAAAAAUGAGACUGUUAGUUUCAUUGGCACCUAGCGAUGCGGUAGUAGAAGCUCUGGUGCAGAAAACGGCGUGGUCGAAGCAAUUUCGAGUGGUGGGAGACGUUAGCAGACUUAACAAAUACGGAAAUCAAUCGUCUUGCAUUCAAGACAGGGAAUUGAGGAAAUUCUGCUAUUGUAAAAGUGAAUUUACCAAGUGAUAUAUUUUAAAAAUAUAAUGUAAAGCAUUUAUACGACACCGUUCAGAUACGCAAUGGAUCCAAUAUAAACAUUCCUCUCCUCAUCCCCGACAUCCACUCGUCACAUUGUUCAUUGUCGCGUUUGUUAUAUAUUGUUACGGUUUCACACUUCAGUUAAAAUUAAAGUUUAUCGACGUUUAAAAA